Perkinsus marinus ATCC 50983 is the source of this 2730-nucleotide messenger RNA. RefSeq names its product rhoptry protein, putative. Gene Ontology annotation, cellular component: cytoskeleton. Bases 1 to 2730 code for a protein of 909 amino acids. The transcript is spliced from 24 exons. The record is from RefSeq and is a predicted model, not a curated record. Lineage: Eukaryota; Perkinsozoa; Perkinsida; Perkinsidae.
AUGUCCCUGCCCUCGGACUCAGAGGCUUCGUUCGAUGAGGGAAAGGAGCCUCAGCAGCUCCAAGUUCAUCAGCAGCACCAAGGGGGCCCGGCUAGUGUGGAGGAAAUCCAGGCUUUCGAGACUUCAGCGUAUGAGGCGCUCGAAAGGGAUUUUCAGCGGGUGGUGGCGGAACUAUUAGAAGAUGACACUCUAGAGGACUUCAAGGAACAGUACGAGAGGCUGCACAAUACGCUCAAGCAGUCCCACGACUCGGAGAAGUUACUCAUUAGCAAGUGUCGAGAGAUCAGCAAAGAGAUCGUUGGCCAUGCCCAAAGUGUCCAGCGAGCGUUGAGCCAAUCGCAAGAGGAUCAGGCUGCGAUCAAAGCGCUGAGAAAGGAGAUCGAUAGGGCCUGGAAGCGGAUUGAGGAUAGUCGAGAUAAGGAGAUAGUCACGAAGGCCCUCAUUGAGGAUUUGACGGCGGAGGUGGCUAACGUAUCGACCCUCGUGGAACAGAGUGAGGAGAAAGCGGCCGCUGAUGAGGCGGAGGAGGAGAGCCUUAUUGACCAGAAGCUUGAGUUGGUCAGCCAGAAGGAGAUUCUUGCAGCAGAUAUAAAACAAUUACAGACCGAGACUUCGCGGUUGGAAAGGGCUCGGCGAAUUUUGAAGGCGGACUGUGAUAAGAAGGAGGAGGAUCACGCGGCGUUCGAGAAGAUGCUCAGUGAGUGCCUGGUGAAGGUGGAUGACAACAUUAGUAAGAGGAAACAGUUGGAUGAGGACUUGAGGCGCCACAGGAGGACUCUAGGAGAUAUUGGGAACGAAUCGAUGGAAACGUUGGAGAAAAUAUCCGAAGUUCAGGAGACGCAUAAGAAGGUCCUACGAGACCUCAAAGUUUGUUCAAGAGAAAUUGCUCAUCAGAAAACUAUACAGAAAGGCCUGCAGGAGGAGGUCAAGCGGAUUCGGGACCAGAGCGCGAGCGAGGUUAAGCGAAGGCAGAGAAUUGAAAUGGAAAUCGAUGAGCUCACGGAGCAAUUGGAGAAGCAGAAGAAGAGAGUGAAGGAGGCAGAGCGAGCUAGAGAAAAGACCGAGGACAUUUAUAGGGAGCUCAGUGCUGAUAAGGAGAAGGGGGAUGAAGAACGAGCUGAGCUGUUGAAGGAGAACAAGGCGGCGACCAAGAUGGUCGAGGAACUAGCGGAUAAGGUGGAUAAGGUUCGCCGUAAGGAAGAGGCAGAUGCGAAAGUACUCUCAGAUCUAACCCGGGCUAGUGAGCUCCUAUACAAGGCCAUGCAGAAGGCGGGAGAUCGCAAGGGGAUUGAGAUAGCACUGGUAAAGGAGAACGAGCAAAGAUCGAAUAACUUGUUACGGGAACUCCAGCAAUGGCGGCAGGCGAAGGCUGAGAGCAAGGAAGAGGUGCACGAGCUGUUGGCCCAAAGAGACCGGUUCAUCCGGCAGUUGAAGGAGGCUAACGAUCGCAAGAGUUUGACUAGAAGGUAUCUGGGUGUACUGAAAACGAUUCGAGCUCGAGAUAGGAAUUUGGCAUCUCUGAAGGAGGAGAUCAUCGCGGCUCGUACUGAAUAUAUGCAGCAAAAGAACGAAUUCGAGGCAGUGAGAGCUGAUAGGAAUCUGUACUGUAAAAACCUAUUUGACGCUCAUAAGGAAAUCGAUGAUAUAAAGAGGAAGUUCGCAAGUUUGGAGAGCCGCACUGAGCAGCUCCGGGAGGAGGUCGGGGAAAAAGAUCAGGAGCUUAUUCAAAAGCAUCUGAUGACGCAAGAGAAGACUCAGACGGUGGAGCGGUUGAAAGGCUCUCUUGAGAAAGCUAAGAAGAGGCUGAGAAAUCUCGGAAGUGUCGCUGACGUUUACCGCGAAGAAAUGGCGAAAAUAGAAAAAGCGAGGACUGUGACUUUGGAGGAAAUUCAUAAGCAUAAAAUGAGUUCCAUCAGAGUGGCUGGGGACAAGAAGGUGCUUUGCGCUAGUCUGGGUCGGAAGAAGGACGAUCAGGAUAAUGUGCGGGAGAAAAUCUCACUUUGCGAGUCUGCACUGGUGGACGGUGAAGAUCGGUAUAGAGAAAUCUGUGAAGAGGUAAAGCAGAAGAAGGAGGAGCUCAAUAAACUACAAGCUCAGCUAGCUGGGCUUCGUACUAGAAUAGGGAAUAAGGAUGAAUACAAGCACGAGGUAUAUCAACUACAACAACAGCUACUGGCCGAGCGUGCCAAGGCGGAGGCUCUCACUAAGGAGCUCGGGCAUCAUAUGAAUCUACAUCGUUGGAGGAAUUUGGAGGAGUCGAAUCCUGAAUUGUUCAAGAAGCUGGAGAAAGUACACAGUCUGCAACGAAGGCUCAUCUCCAGAAGUGAGGAGGUUGUGGGUAAGAGGGAGGCCGUGAAGAAGGAGGAGGAGGAGAUCAAGAAAUUGGAACGAAGGUUGGAGAGAAUACCGGGUCCUGAGUUGCAAGAGCAGUUGAGAAUCCAUGAGGAGCAUCUGCGAGAGAGGAACGAUCAGUUAGCGACGAUGAAUGCGGAGUUGGCAGACUACAAACAGAUCAUUGACGAGUACCAGGCAGAGAUAGGACGAUUGAAGAAGGAGAGGCAAGAGAUCAUGCGGAAGUACUAUGAGCAGAAGAAGCAGUCGAGUCAGAAGGAGGCUCCCAGAGGGAAGACUGAGAAGUCUAGUGCAGGGCAAAAGAAGAUGGCGACGGGUCAAUUUAUGCCGAGCAUGUCACGCUAUAUCGGUGGUGGCUACUGCCUCACUCCGCCGUGA